CACACGGCGGAUUCCAGCAGUAGAGCAGGUGUCACAUGUACACCUGUUGCUAAGACACGUAAACCAGCUUCAUACAUACCAGACAACACUAAACACAUCAGCUAUCAAACCGUGUGUAGAAGAUGAAGGGUGAUGACUUCAGUGUCCACAGUCUCUCUCUUGGACUCCCUCAGCUUGACCGAGCAUGAACAUCCACACGAGGUGGUCCUGGAGGAUGAAGCCGACACAGAGGCUCGGGUACCAGAGCUGAAGCACAUCAGGCAGGAUUUGUCCACUGAAGAAUUAUACCUGCAGGCCUGUAAACUGGUUGGUGUCGUUCCUGUCAGAUAUUUCCUCAGAAACCUGGGCUGCGCCACCAUUAACCUCAACCACCAUGGACUCGGGCCUUUGGGUGGAAAAGCUCUGGCGAUCGCCCUCGUGACAGACAUGCACACCACGACACUGGAGCUGGCAGACAACUUCCUGUUAGCCGAAGGGGCCAGAUAUCUCAUGGAGAUGCUGAGGGCCAAUUUCACCAUUCAGAACCUUGAUCUCUCUGACAAUCACCUUCAGUCCGCUGGAGCAGAGUGUGUUGCUAAAAUGCUCUUGGAAAACAUUUCCAUUAAAUCAUUAAAACUUGCAGGGAAUAAAUUUGCUGAAGAUGAUGCAAAAUGGUUUGCAGAUGCCUUUUCAAGCAACUACAGAGUCAAGGAGCUGGAUUUGAGCCACAAUCAGUUCUGUGGAAGAGGCGGUGAACAUCUGGGUCAGAUGAUAGCAAAUAAUGACGGCAUAGAGGUUCUUGAUCUGAGCUGGAAUCAUCUGCGAAUGAAAGGAGCUGUAGCUUUCUGCGCUGGACUAAAGGUCAACACGACUUUGAAACACUUAGAUCUGUCAUGGAACGGCUUUGGAAACGAGGGCGCUUUAGCUCUGGGUGAAGCACUCAAGUUCAACAACACGCUGGUGCACCUGGACCUCAACAACAACCGCAUCACUGAUGAAGGAGCGAGCCUGCUGUGUAAGGGGCUGGAGGCUAACGAUACUCUCAGAGUGCUGCAGCUGGCGUAUAACUCACUGACAGUAGAGGGGGCUCUUACUUUGAUCAAUGUAGUGAAGAACACGCCUAAAACUGCCAUUGAGGAGAUCAACAUAUGUAACGUUCUGGUGAAUGAGAACUUCGUGCAGCUCUUAGAGUUGAUCUGUCAGGAACAUCCCAGUCUGGAGGUGCAGUAUGGAGGAGUUGGAGGCUUUAUUGCCAAAAAGCCUCGGAAACGCAUUGACCCCAUGAAAGUUAUUCAGGAUUACCUUGAUCAGCGCAAGCUUCGUCUGUGGGACUUCUUCCGUAACAUAGACAAAGAUGGGACAAUGCGUGUUCCUGUCGUAGACUUCAGAAAAGCCGUUCAGCAAUCCAGCAUCCCACUGGAGAGAUUCCAGAUUGAGGAGUUGAUUCAGAGACUGGACAGAGACCGAACAGGCAUAGUGGACUACAGAGGCCUGGCAGAUACUAGGAAACAGAUGAUGCGAGACCACCGCCGCCAACUGCGUAAAGUGGAGUCACGGCAGAAGAAGGAGAAGCAGAAGAGCGACAGGAUCCUCAAAACCUUUGAGAGCGCAGUAGAGGCCGUCACUCCACGGAGCUCCAUGAUAAUAUCUCCAGGCGUUGCCAAAGAGGACUCCAGCGGCCCCCAGCACUUCUCUGCCACCCCACUCAGCUCCUGGCACCAUAUAAUCAUGUCCAACAGCAGCCGCUACUCUGUCAAUAACAUGAGCAGCGAGCAUGUGCACCUUCCCAUGAUAGGGAACCCCUCGAGAUCACCAGACAUGCGCUCAUAUUCACAGCCAAACCUUUUCGCCAGCCUCCCUAAACCACCGACCAGCAAACCCACUUCUGCUCAAGGAUUGCACUCCACGUCCAACCCGAGUGUGGCCAGCAGUAAACUCAGCCCCACUGCUAACCUGACCAGAUCCAGGCCGGCGUUAAACACUGAGCCCACCAGUAAAGCAAAGGUUAAAGGGAAGAAAAAGAAGACCAAGAAAAGAAAAGAAAAGGUAUAAUGUCAAAAGGAUAUGGUGUCCAUGCCUGUCAAGCUCCACAAAGGGAAAAUCUUCAGAGAAUAACAACAUUCAGAAGACUUUAAAUAUUAUAGCACAUGAGAUAUAUGGACUUUAUAUAUAU
This is a messenger RNA of Megalobrama amblycephala (Wuchang bream), 2152 nucleotides long. Its product is annotated as leucine-rich repeat-containing protein 74A-like. Gene Ontology annotation, molecular function: protein binding; calcium ion binding. Lineage: Eukaryota; Metazoa; Chordata; Actinopteri; Cypriniformes; Xenocyprididae. The record is from RefSeq and is a predicted model, not a curated record.